UUGUUUGAUGGGUCCGGAUCAACCCGUUGAGAUUUUUCUUGUUGAUUCCGUGAUCUAAUCUCCCAUUCGUCAACGUAGAUGCCGGAGUAACAGUCGCAUGGCAGAGGCAUUGGCCAUUGCAGUAGGAAAAUACACAUACAUACACGAAGUAGGUUAAGGCCCACCUGAAGCCAUUGACGCCCACCAUAUUGUGGUUCGAAGGAGUAGAGAAAAGGGUUUCAAUUUAUGCCUCUUUACUCUUCUCCUUUUUCCCUAUCCCACCUUUCUGUUAUUCCGGCAGGGAAAGCUAGAUACUCUUCAUAUUUGGAGCUUAGUUAUCAUGGCAUCGCUCAUGAGGUUAUUUCUAAAGAAGCCAGUUAAGAAAGAGUCUGUUCUAAUUCUGCCAGCUUUUGGAGUUCAACUAGAAACUCAGUAUGGAAGUGGGAAAACAGUUCGCCAGUUUGUCCCCAUUAGCAGGAUUUUGAAACCAGUGCUGACAGAAUGUGUCACACCAGUCACCUGUUAUUGGAGUCUAUCUCUGAUUAUUCGAGGAGAGGAAGAACUUAUGCUAGUUUUCAAGGAAUUGCGUCCACCAGUGAAAAUGUUAGCGCCCAUUUGGAAGGCUUUAUGUGCUGCCAUCGAAUGUGGAGAAUGCACGGAGGCGAUUACAUAGAUUGUAAUAGUAUAAUCUCAAUCGAUUCAAUUUCUAAUAUAAUUUUUUUUUCAGAAUUUGUAUUCUUUACAUUUAAAGUUGUAAAUGGCAUGAUAUAGGUCGCCAUAUUGUCAUCACACAUGCUUCCUGCAAAAGGCUAAAUCAAAUGAGGUGCUUACUGCAUUGGAACCACUUUUCAUACAGGAUACUUUCUUCUAGAAAUUUUAGUUUUCCUUUUCCAUUACCUUGUAAAUAAACCAGGUCCAGAUGCCAAAGCUCUAGUUCUAGUUCUUUUACAGAU
This is a messenger RNA of Solanum dulcamara, 932 nucleotides long. RefSeq lists its product as uncharacterized. The transcript has 5 exons. Gene Ontology annotation, biological process: GPI anchor biosynthetic process. NCBI's taxonomy places the organism in Eukaryota, Viridiplantae, Streptophyta, Magnoliopsida, Solanales, Solanaceae. The record is from RefSeq and is a predicted model, not a curated record. Gene Ontology annotation, cellular component: glycosylphosphatidylinositol-N-acetylglucosaminyltransferase (GPI-GnT) complex.